GUCAGUAUCGGACCGAUACCGAUACCUAAUAUUGUACAAAGAGUUGAGUCAAAGUGUAAGUGAAAAGUAUAGCAUCUUAAACCAGUAUUUCUGGUUUUCAAUGACAUACUGUACACAUAGGAUAAAGGAGUGGUCUGAAAGAGAAGAUCACUCCCCUCAAGUACUGCCCCUUCUCAUGAGAACUACUUAUUACCCGAAAAGAAACUAAACUAAAAUUCAGUUGUUUCUGACCAUCACACAAUGCAUAUCCUUGUGUUGAUCCUUGGCACUGUGCUGCUUCCUGCAGCCUAUGCGUUGAAAUGUUACGAAUGCAUACCAGCAUUAUUAGGAAGCUGCACUGAGACAACAAAAGAUUGUCCUUCCAAUACUCAGUGUGGUUCACUGAGAACCAUUUCAUAUACAGGUGGUUCAAAAUCUGAUGUUAAAAUCAAAACGUGUGUUGGGGCUGAACAAUGCUUCAAUGGCUCACUCAACCUUGGAUAUCUCCAAACUGUAAUUACCACCACUUGUUGCACCUCUGAUCUUUGCAACUCCCAAGAUGCUCCCGCUGGAAGCAUAUCAUCUCCAAACGGAAAAAAGUGCUUCCAAUGUGAAGGAAACAACUGCAAUAAAACUCUAUCCUGCAAUGGAAAUGAGGACUACUGCAUCUCAGUAGCAGUUACUUCAGGAGAUGUAACUCUUAAAUUAAAGGGCUGUGCCUCCAAGAUGAUUUGCUCAAACACACAAAAUCCAGAGAUCACAGGAAUUACUGGAGCAAAAAUCAGCUGCUGCCAGGGUGAUCUCUGCAACAGCUCCAGCAGUUCAACUGCCAGCCUUCUGCUCUUUGUGACAUCGCUGAUCUUGUUGGGCUUGUUCUCUUAGCUGAUGGAAACAACAGCAUCAUAGCCCAAUUGUUCUUCUCUCCUUCAAAAUACUUUCACCCAUUUAUCACAAAGCUCUGAGAAAAUAAAAAUGUAAGGAUUAAAUCUAAUUUUCACUUUUGAAAUGAAUACAUUUCUUAAAAUUCUGUCUGUAUCUUGGUCAUUUCUAAAACAUUUUUGCACUGAGUGGAUUUUAAAAAGAAUGUCAACAAAAUGCCUACAUAGCACAGAGUUAGUGAAGGAAAAUGUACUCAUUAUUCUUGUCUUGCAAACACAUCUCAUCAGAAGGUAACAGGCAUACAGCGUUAAGUCAAUCAGGUUCUUCAUGUUUGUUCAGAGAUUCCUUUGUAAAAACCUACAGGUUCUCACCUUACAAACAUCCCAUAGAGACCAUUUUAUAUAAACUUAUUUUUUCGCAUCGGGACAGGACUGUGAUUCAACUAAUCUAUACUUGGCUGACUUUUAUCAUACGAAUUAAAUGCUGAUUUAUUGCUUUAGAGCGUAGAUCAUUCUGUCCCUUAGACCUCAUCCUGUUUAUUUCGAGACAAUUCUGAAGAUAUUAUCUGAAUCUAAUGGGCACAUUUUGGUAUACGUGUCAGUUUAGACAUAGAUGUAGACUUUAUUUAUCCCACACGGGGGAAAUUCAGAAAUUCACAUGUUACAGCAUCACAAAUGUCAGGAAGAAAGAGUGAAUUAAAGAUAUCUUAGAAAAAAUAAAAAUAGAAAAACGAAUGAAAAAUGGGAGUAGUGUAAAUUGUGCAGUGGGAGUGAUAGAAUAUACGUGCGUAUUUUAGCAGGUAUCUAUUGUAUGUGUUUUGUUAUGAAGGAAAGGAAGGCUCAGGGUUUAAGUAAUCAGCAUAAUGGGCUCAUCCGAUUAGAAUAAGAAUAAGCAGUCAUCUAAUCAUUCACAGGGUGCUCCUUUUAUUCUCAAAUCAAUAAAGCAAGGAAGGAAUGAAGGAAGGACAUACAUGGACUGCCAAUGCUCUGCUGCCGCCCCGUGUAGAAGUGAAGAAAGAGUGAGCCAAAAGUGAAUGCAGUCCUUAUAUAAUGUGUGACAGGUGAGUGCAAUUAAGGACAAGCACCACACCCAAUCAAAGGUGAGAGAACUAAACAAGGUGCAUCUGGUGAAGUGAGUGGGUGUGCUGGGAUGUGCUAAAAGGGGGGUGAUAGGUUUGUAGCUUGAACCCAUCCGCUGGAA
Molecule: messenger RNA, 2058 nt
Organism: Haplochromis burtoni (Burton's mouthbrooder)
Lineage: Eukaryota; Metazoa; Chordata; Actinopteri; Cichliformes; Cichlidae
Product: ly6/PLAUR domain-containing protein 2
Exons: 5
Coding region: 241-861 (206 amino acids)
Source: RefSeq, a predicted model, not a curated record